Encephalitozoon cuniculi GB-M1 is the source of this 855-nucleotide messenger RNA. RefSeq lists its product as uncharacterized. Bases 1 to 855 code for a protein of 284 amino acids. Lineage: Eukaryota; Fungi; Microsporidia; Unikaryonidae. The record is from RefSeq and is marked provisional. The transcript has a single exon.
AUGAAGGAGCUGGUCGAUGUCCUGUACUACGACUACAUCCUGUACAAGCUUGCAAGCCUGUAUACACUAGAGAAUGCCGGCAAUGAGGUAGGCCAGUACCAGAAGAUAGCACAGAAGCUCCUGGUGAAGCUUCGCUCGGACAAGGUGGUCUUUGACGCUGAGGUGGGGCUGAAGUUUGCAUACAUAAAGCUGUACGACCUCCACCUGUCCUUUCCAAAGUGCACUGGAAGGCUCCAUGUCUCCUGCUGCCAGAAACACUAUCUACAGUUUCUCGGCACCUCCUACGACUAUCUCACGAAGAUCAUGGCGGAGUACUCUUCUCUGAAGGAAUGCAUUCCAUUCAACCACCUUCUGAAUACCGUGGUGACGAUGGCCUUCAUCAGCUCUCCCACGCUGGAGCACUUCGUCAGCCUAAAUAGAGACGAGGGCUUUGAGCCUAUGAAGCCGUACCUUGCCAGGCAGGGAAUCAAGGUUGACAGCGAAGAGGAUUUUGGAAACGAGAAAGAAAGGCUCCUCAAGACUCUGAAGAUCAAGGCCAAGGACGAGAACAAGCUCUUCAACAAAACAUUCCAGUACGUGAUGGACGAGCUCAAGAAAAUAUUUCUGUCCUUUGAUGUUCCUCUUCUCCAGUUUUUUGGAACCAGCGAGGUAAUCCAACUGAAGGAGCUUUAUCCCAAUGCAUUUGAAGGCCUUGAAGAGCUUCCUGCAUCAUCAACAAGCUACAAGGAGGAGAUCUUGAAGGAAUACCUAGAUGUGAGGAAUUCUCUCAGCAAGACCAGGAGCGCAUUCAUAAAUCCUAAGGAUAAGGGAGAGAAGAUACUGUGGGGGUCUGAUACCAGCCCCUCUGAUCGAUAA